CAACUUUGCAUAAUUUCAAAUGCCACCCAGGCCUAUCAACAGAUGACGGCCUCCGGAAGGUGGGCCUGAAAGAUAACAGUGUGCGGGCUGGGGCUGCCGACUGCCGCUCUCCGUCAUCCCUGGUGCUUUUCUUGCACUGACUGUUGUGAACCAGCUCACGAUCUCAGGAUGUACAGAAAUAUAAUAAUUGGAUUACUAUUGUCAGGUUAUAUUUCUACAUCAUCUGCCGAUGACAGCGGUGCUGAGGAAAAUGUCGUCACUCCUAAAUCAACAAGUAAUGCACUAACAGAAACAAGUUUGCUUACCACGACGUGGACCUUAGCAUCCACUACUGCUGCUAUAACGUCACAAGCUAGAGAAACACCCACCCCAGGAAGGAAAACAGAACGAAUUGUCCACGAUUUCUCAGAACCAGUUAUAAUAGGCAUUAUUUUUGGGGUGAUGACUGGUGUCAUUGGAACUAUACUCCUUCUUGCUUACUGUAUUCGUCGCCUGACUCAGAAAACUUCACAACCUCCACUCUCAGAUGUCACAGAUGGUCCUUGAAGUUCUAUAGAAACAGGAAAUCCAGAAAAGUAAUCAAUGAGAAUCUGCUCACCAAACCAAAUUUUGGAAGAACUGAAAGACACAAAACUUCUGUCAAGUGAAAAUUAACAUGUAAAUUGGACACACAAAUAAAUUGUAUACCUUCCUAAAUUGUACAAUUUCAGGAUGAAAAUUUCGUCAUCAAGUCCAGCGACUCAAUGAUGGAAAAUAUCACUACUCAUUAAUAUUUCAAAAAGAAGAACAAAUAUUUCUUUUUAUGCUUGCUUUCGUGUGUUAGCAUAAUUUUUACAGUUAUUUGAUUCGGAAUUCUGAUCCAAAACUUCAGUAGGCAUCAUCCGCAGUUUUUAAAGACUAACUGAUUUUAUUCUAUUGUAUUUUAAUGAUUGUAAAAUGAAAGGCUUGUCACAUCAUACAUGAAAUCUAAGUUCUUCUCAUCCUAAACUUCUGAGUCUAUUUUUAUUGUUUGAAAUAAAUUAAGGGGACACUGAAAUCCUAUCAUUUCCUUCACUGAUGAACCAGCAAGAUAUGGUAUUACAUUGAUAAUGAUGAUAUUUUAGUUACACUAAUGAAGUUUGUACUUGGAAAUGCCGUGCAUAUACACAUACAUACACAUAUGUACAUAUACACAGAAUAGGCAUUUAAAAUGACACUCACGUUCAUCAUUUAAUGCGUAAAUCAAUACAAAAAAAUUUCCCAUUAAAAAGUGAGAAGUUACAUAUGUAUAAAUGGCUCAUUGAAAAUAAUCUGUCUUACAGUACAGCAUUACCUUCUUCAGGCCACUGGAAGAGUUAUUUACGGAAAUGGUCAAGAGUAACCUGAGGAAGAAAAACAUUAAUGACUUUCCCUUCCAAGAGAAACGUAACAACUUUGUAAAUGAAACAAGAUGUGCAAAUUUAACAUGCAGGUGAAUAUUUAAUAGGUCACCAUUACAUUCUUUUUAGAGUUCUCAAUUAAAUUCUUUAAUCCACCCAGUCCCAGCUUCUCUUAUUAAUAAAGCUUUGGAAAUUGGUUUAAAUAAUCUAAAAGAAAUUUCUAGAAAUGAGAUUAGGCUUUGUGACAAUACAAAUGUCACUCAUUUACAGUGAAACUUAAGAAUCAGUAUAAAAACAAAGAAGCACCUUCCUGUGAUAGUCUAUUUCCACAUUAAUAAAAAUCCAUAUGGCUUCCCAUUGCUGUGUGA
Molecule: messenger RNA, 1726 nt
Organism: Rhinolophus ferrumequinum (greater horseshoe bat)
Lineage: Eukaryota; Metazoa; Chordata; Mammalia; Chiroptera; Rhinolophidae
Product: glycophorin-A-like
Exons: 7
Coding region: 169-546 (125 amino acids)
Cellular component (GO): membrane
Source: RefSeq, a predicted model, not a curated record